Pisolithus orientalis is the source of this 2754-nucleotide messenger RNA. Its product is annotated as HOOK-domain-containing protein. The transcript has 14 exons. Bases 69 to 2543 code for a protein of 824 amino acids. Gene Ontology annotation, biological process: cytoskeleton-dependent intracellular transport; cytoplasmic microtubule organization. Gene Ontology annotation, molecular function: microtubule binding; dynein light intermediate chain binding. The record is from RefSeq and is a predicted model, not a curated record. Gene Ontology annotation, cellular component: cytoplasm; centrosome. Lineage: Eukaryota; Fungi; Basidiomycota; Agaricomycetes; Boletales; Pisolithaceae.
GCGGGUCGCCAUUAAAUCUGCUGGGCAGGCAAGUCCAGGGAAGCCAAACGCUUCCUGUAAGACCCGUUAUGUCCGACAAAGAGAGAAAGGAGAUCGAAGCCUUCUUCGCUUUCUUUGCAACGUUCGACCUCGGCCGUCAAGUCUCCACGGCCACCGACCUCGGCGAUGGCGCGGUAUUAUUCGAAGUCCUCACCCUCGUCGACGCUAACUACUUCUGCCAACCUACACGGGCCUCCCCUCAACCCCCAGAAAAUUGGGUGCUCCGCUUCAGUGCACUGAAGCGGCUCUACCGUCUCCUGACCCAGUACUUUGAAGACGUGUUACAGAAACCGACUUGUUCACUUGAUGUGCCGAACCUUCAGGCUGCUGCAAAAGACUCCAAUGUCAGUGCGCUCCUCAUCAUGUGCCGUAUGACCCUUGCCGUGGCCGUCCAGUGCGAGAAAAACCGAGAGAUCAUCGAGCACAUACAACGUCUUGAUGAGGAUACGCAACAUCACCUGAUGAAAGCUAUCGAGCAGGUUAUGGUGAAAAUUAGCACGUCUCCUGAUGACAGCAGCAGCGGUGCAGCCAGCAUGACCGAAGAUGACCACUAUUAUCGCAUUCAAUCCGAGCGUAGCCAGAUCCUUGCAGAGAAGGAAAAUAUCGAGAAGGUCUAUGCAACCCUUCUCGAAGAACACCGCACCUUACAAACGAAUUUCGACGAUGUCGUCUCAGAGAAAGAAGAUGCACUUUCCCGGCUCCGCGAAUCUCACCACGAUGUCGAAAAUAAACACAAUGAUAAAGCAGAUGCUUACAUGCGUGCCGAGAUCGACAGAUUAAGGGCAGAACUGCAAAAGAGCGAAGAUAACCUUGCCAUGGCAGAGACCGAAGUGGACAAGCAAACUUCGUUGGUUACAGAACUUACACGGAAGGUCGGCGAGCUUCAGCUCCAAGCCGAUCAGGCAGCGCGCCUCAAAGACCAGUUGGACGAAUACCGACAUGCCGCUGACAGGCUCCAGAAGACCGAAAAUGUCAUGGAGAAAUAUAAGAAAAAACUCCAAGAAAGUGCAGACCUCCGCACGCACGUCAAGUCCCUAGAACGACAGAAUGCCGACCUGGUCGACAAGAACGCUUCCCUUGAAGAGGAAUACCGCAAGGUUGCCGCUUUCAAACCACUGAUGGAGUCCUAUAAGAACCAGAUUUCCGAGCUUGAGGCUAAAGUCGCUGGACGCGCUCAGGAAGUGGAGACAAUUAAAUUCGAGUUGGAACAAAUGCGGACCAAGUUAAAGAUUACUUCCGAAGAGCGUGCGAAGGACUCGGAGAUGCUAGAGCUGUACCAAGAGCGUUUGCGGGAGUUAGAGCUUCUCUCACACCGCACACCCACAGUAGCGAACGGUGGUGAUCAUGAAGAAGAGCCCAGCCGAAGUACAGACGUCCUCACAGAGGACGAACUGUUCAUCAACGAGAAGUCCCUCGCGUUAGAUGAAGAACUCGGCGAUGCCAUUGCUGGAACCACGAUGACGGAUCUCAAACUUCAGGUUAGGAAACUCCAACGGGAGCUUCAAGGAGUUAAGAGGAAUGAGGCCGAUGCAAGCCGGAUUUUGGUUUUAGAAAACCUGCUGGAUGACUCUAACCGCAUGAAAUCUCGCUACGAAGCUGACUAUCUUGCUGCUCAUAGAGAGAAGCUUAUCUUGCAGCGCGACCUCGAAGAGAUUCGCAGUGGGAAGGCUUUGGGCGAUGGUGCGGAAGCAGCUAUAGCGCUUCGACAACGUUUGAAUGAGUUGGUAGACCAGCUGGAUGUGUUACAGAAGGACCAUGAAGAGUUGAAAGUUUCGUUCGAAACGCAGCAACGAGAGCUGACCAUUGCAAAGUCGGACCUUAAUCUCGUCAACAAAGACCAAGUUGACAUUCUAGCUUCGUUAAGGGAGUCUGUAAACGAAGACAAAGCAGCACUUGAGGCAGAGGCAGAACGUUUGAGGAAGCAAAUCAAAGAACUCGGCGAGAAGAACCGUCUGCAACUAGAGCAAGUUAAUACCCUACUGCUGGAGAAGGUAAACCUUCAGAGCGAAGGUAUCGGACAGCGAGAAAAAAUGCUCCAACGUGAGCGGGCUUUCAUGGAUUUACGUGCUUCAAUUUCUGGGAGGGAUGUUCCUGAAGACGUUAAGGCUCGAUUACUUGCACUACACGAAGACAAUCAGAAUGUCAAGGAACAGUUGAAGACCACUCAAGAGAAGCUCGCAAAAGCUAAACAGUUCAUCAAAUCUCAGGAUAAACUAUUUAAAGAGGAGCAAGCAAAACUUGCAUCAGCUUCUUCGAACUAUUCGGAAGAUGGAGAAGGAAGCUUGCAAACACAGGUGAAGAACCUCAAAGAGGAGCUCACUCGUCUCAGGUCCCAGUGUAUCGAACAAGAGAAACAAUAUAUGUUCGAAUUUUCACAAAUGUCGGCAGUUGUCAUCAACAGCGGGAUGUUCCGAUUUCGGAGCACACCUACUCAAGGUCGUCCGGCGCCAACCGCCUGGUUGGGUCAACAGCGGAAGAAUCUUGGUCGCGCUCUCCAACGUUAGCGGAUCGAAGAUAGUGUAUGUGGAAUAGCUUUUGAGUGGGAUGGAUACCCAAGACUCGCUUCACUUAAUUUGCAUCUAGCGUAUUCGUACUUGCAUCAAUAUAAUUUGAUACCAGGAUUUCAUGGAUCCGAACCAUCUGUAUCAUGGCCUCUGCUACAGACUGUAGAUGGCAGUCACUACGAAUGCAACCGGAGUCUAUUGUAUCCACAAG